Musa acuminata subsp. malaccensis (wild Malaysian banana) is the source of this 676-nucleotide messenger RNA. RefSeq names its product chemocyanin. Lineage: Eukaryota; Viridiplantae; Streptophyta; Magnoliopsida; Zingiberales; Musaceae. Gene Ontology annotation, cellular component: plasma membrane. Gene Ontology annotation, molecular function: electron transfer activity. The record is from RefSeq and is a predicted model, not a curated record.
ACAACAAGCCUUGGACUCACCACUGCUCGUAGUCGUAGCUCUUGAGUUGGGAGUGAUCGAUGGCUCAGGGAAGGGGCAGUGCCGUGGCUCUGGGGUUGGCCCUGCUUUGCCUCCUCAUCCACAGCGAGAUCGCGGACGCCGCCACCUACGUCGUCGGCGACAGCGGCGGCUGGACCUUCAACGUUGUCGGCUGGCCCAGUGGGAAGCGCUUCAGGCCCGGCGACGUGCUCGUUUUCAGGUACAAUCCUUCGGUUCACAACGUGGUCGCGGUGAGCGCGGCCGGCUACAGCGGUUGCUCGGCUCCCACAGGCUCGAGGGUCUUCACUUCCGGGAACGACCGCAUCACGCUGGCCCGAGGAACGAACUACUUUAUCUGCAGCUUCCCCGGCCACUGCCAGGCCGGCAUGAAGAUUGCCGUCACCGCCGUGUAGCUCCCUGGCAGAUGAGAUGGACAAUAAUUAUAGUGAUAGUAGCGUGCGUGAAAGAUGGAGAACGAUAUGUCGUGUUUGAGUGGUCAUUAAAUAAAGUCGGUUGGUUGUUUGUGGUUGAUGAGCUUUGGUUCAAUGAUGAGACAUAACAUAGCGAGAGUGAAGUGGCUUCCUGUGGACUGUGAUUGCUGUGUGCUACUGGAAUUAAUUGCUUCUUAUAAUAUUAUCGAUCUAAUCUUUUCCUCUUC